CCCUAGAUAAAAAUUCCCUAGCCUCUUCCAACUCUGUCAUCUCGUGGCGGCUGGCGAGCGGCGACGGACGGCUCGACGGCUCGACGGCGCGGGAGGCCGGCAGUCUGCGCCGCAGGCCUAGGCAGAAGGGGAAGCCAAGGAGCUAAGGAGCAAGGCAACAAAACAAGAAAAUGGUUAGAAAGAGAGAGGCAGAGGAAGGUCUUGGCAUCACGAAGAGUGUUGGAAAGAUGCUGACAUUGAAAAGGGGUCUUGAUGAUAUCACCAUAAGCCCAAGUACGAGUAAAAGAUCUUGCAAUGGAGAGGAGAUAUCUGGUGAACUCAUUGAAGAGGUCCCAUCCAAUUUUAGUAAUGUCGUAUCACUUGCUUUAUCUGAUGGACACUCUGUGUUGUUUGCAUGCUCAGGCAUAACUAUAGAACACAAGCGUAACUUCACAAGGUUUUUGACUUCAGCAAGUUUGGUUAAAGCUUUCAAUGAUAAAACAAAAGACCGUGAUAACUUAAAGAUCGAAGUGCGCUGUGAAGGCAAUUUUGUCGUAGGGUGUUUGGAUGAAUAUGAUUUAGAUCACGAAAUUGCUUUUGUCAAAGUCAUGACCUUCCUUAAUGUUCACGAGGUGCUUCCCAAUCACGUGAUGAAAUAUCUGUCCGGGAGUAAGGUAGUAGCUGUAGGACGUGAUAUCUCUGGCAAAUUAAUCACCACAGAUGGGAUGCUAAUUAGCGAUUCAAAUGGAUCUGAAGAUGCUGAAGAGUUUAUGUUGUCCACAUGUAAAAUCUCUGAGGGUUGGGAAGGUGGGGCACUGUUUGAUUCUGAUGGGAACCUUAUUGGCAUGAACCUUUUAUUUCUUGUGGGAAGAUCCCUUUUCCUGCCGAUCAGUAUAAUUAUUGAACGGUUGGAGUAUUUUCGGACAUCCUACCGAAGGAGGAAAUUUUUUGCAUUGGCAACAAAAUUGAAGGCAAUCAGGGUUGGAGGAAGACUCUCAAUUGAGAUGCCUAAGUCCCUUCUAGAAGAUGUUUGUGAUGAGGAUCAAUUUGAGUGUCUAGACUCCAUGGGUUAUCCCAUGCCAUCAAUAAAUGGCAUGGUUUUGGUCAACACUUUUGAAGAGACUUUUGGCGACUUGUAUGAUGAAGGUGUCUGGAGUGAGCUCAGCAAAAAUGUUUCUUCAAGAAUAUCUCGAAAUGUUGUCUCGCUUGCUUCAUUCAAUGGAGAAACAAGAUAUUUUGCAUGCACAGGUUUUUUUAUUGAAUGGAACGGAUGUACAUCUAUUCUGACUUCAGCGAGCUUAGUUAGAAAAUCUGGCGAUCGUAGCAAGAUUGUUGAAAAUUUGAGGAUUGAAGUGUUGCUUCCAAACAAAAAACGUACAGAAGGGACACUAGAGCACUGUAAUUUACAUUACAAUGUUGCUAUUGUCAGUGUGAAGGAUUUCCGUGCUCUUUGCCCUGCAAAUCUUCAUCAUGAGCAGGAAAGUGUAUGUGAGGAUGUAUUAGCUGUGGGGCGCUGCUUCGAAUCAGACAUAUUAAUGGCUGCAAGUGGUCAUUUGGUUGGCUGGUCAGGCACACUUGAUUGCAGAAUGCUUCGGUACGCCAAUUUUAAAAUCACCAAGGCUGGGAUUGGAGGGCCUCUUAUUGAUUUUGAUGGGAGAUAUGUUGGUAUCAACUUCUUUGAUGACAUAGUAGGAACCCCAUUCCUAUCAUGCACCGUUAUCCUCCACGUUCUGUCACGUUUUGAUGAAGAAAGGACUAUCAAUAAAGUUGGCAAUGGUGACACUUCAUCUGGUGUGCUUGAUUGGACUAUGACUGGAGAUCGUAGUGUUCGGCCAAAUAGCUGGCCCGUGCCCAAGCCAUUUUGGUGUCAUCCGGACGAUCUGCCCCGUAAUGAAACCCGGACUCGCCACAAAUACGGAUACUACAAUGGACAGAAGUUCAAGUACAUGUGUUAGGGCUUAGUUCUGUUUCGUUGAAAAUUUGCUACUUAACCUGUACAAGAAGUCAUAUGCUUGGUUCUGCCAUUUUGAAUUGCUAUGUUUAUGUCUUGGCAAGGGAAUCUGACGACUUGUGCUUGUCUUGACAAUUUAUAUGUAUGUACAAAUGUUCAUUUUGGUGCUGUGGACUGCUGCGUUGCUUAA
Molecule: messenger RNA, 2120 nt
Organism: Oryza sativa Japonica Group (Japanese rice)
Lineage: Eukaryota; Viridiplantae; Streptophyta; Magnoliopsida; Poales; Poaceae
Source: RefSeq, a predicted model, not a curated record